AUGAUACAGGCAAGCUUCAAGAAGAAUCCUGCUCAAGCGCAAGCGACCUUUAAGUCCGUGUCGGAAUUGAAGGAUGGCCUGGUGAGCAGCGGGCAGCUCCGAACCUUCCAGAUCAAAGCCGAUGAGCCGGAGAGCUUUGGAGGAACCGACUCAGCUCCGAAUCCCGUGGAGGUCCUCCUGUUUUCUCUCGGUGCAUGCCAGGCAGGGCAAGGAAAGAAGGAGGAGAUCACCACCAAGGCCUUUGCCAAUGCCAUGGGAGUGCCCCUGAAGCGGGUCUCCGUGGAGCUUCAAGGACACAUUGACCUUCGAGGUUUCUUUGCCGUGGAUGAAAGCAUCCGAGCAGGUUUCAACAAGAUUGAGGGCACCUUCACGGUGGAGUCCCCUGCAGACACGGAGACGAUCGAGAAGUUGAAGGCUGCAGUGGAUGCUCAUUGUCCAGUGAAGGACAUGUUGCAGGCCGUUCCAAUGGAGGUGAAACUGAAUCACAUCCAAGUGUGA
Messenger RNA from Durusdinium trenchii, 498 nucleotides. Lineage: Eukaryota; Dinophyceae; Suessiales; Symbiodiniaceae. The record is from the annotation of a GenBank genome assembly.